Arctia plantaginis is the source of this 1455-nucleotide messenger RNA. Lineage: Eukaryota; Metazoa; Arthropoda; Insecta; Lepidoptera; Erebidae. The record is from the annotation of a GenBank genome assembly.
AUGCACUUAUACUUCUAUUUCAAGGUAGAAGGUUAUCCGGUUCUGGUGUUCUUCCAUGGUGGGGACUUCUUACGAGGAAGUGCCAACAGUCUCAAUCCAUUUCAGCUGGUACUCAAACAACGGGUAAUAUUUGUAUCUGUCGCCUAUCGCCUCAAUAUAUUUGGAUUCUUCUCAACAUUAGAUACCGAAGCACCAGGCAACUUUGGCCUUUUAGAUCAAGUAGCUGCUUUAAACUGGGUCAAGAAUAAUAUUGAAAGCUUUGGUGGAGAUCCAGAUAACGUUUGUAUAUUUGGCCAUGACGCUGGAGCGAUCAGUGUUACUCUACACUUAAUAUCUUCAUAUUCAUCCGGACUAUUUGCAAAAGCUAUAGCAAUGAGCGGAAAUGGACUAUCACCCGAGACUGUUAAUACAGCAAGAAAAGAAGUUGUUAUUGUUGAUAAAGUUGCAGCUUCGUUUAGCUGUUUUCGAAAACCUACCACCCAAUUACUAGAUUGCCUCAGAAGAGUACCCGAUCAAGCACUUUUAGAUAUUGCAGGGCCUCUAGGCGACUGGAAACCAAUAAUUGAUGGCGGUUUCAGUAACAUAACGAGCCCAUUUUUGCCAGAUUUCCCAAGCAAACUAUUCAAUGAUGACAUUUUCUCCCCAGUACCAAUUUUAGCUGGUUACACUAGUAUGGAAGAUGGACUGUUAUUAGAAAAGGAUGAUAAUGGUGACAGUGGUAUAAGUCAAAGAGAAUUUGACGCUAUGAGGGAAGAAAUCAUUUUGGCAGACAUUACAGUAGACAACAGUUCAUGUUUUACUAAUCAACAUCAUAUACAAGACGCCGUUGAAUUUUUCUAUAAGCCAAUCCCUCCAACGACCAAUGAAACUGUUUUGAGAAAACUCUUUGUAGAUUUUUACACAGAUAAAGUCCACGGUGCUACUACAUAUCAAUUAGCUAAGUACAUUAGUGCGCAUGUCCCAGUUUAUCUGUAUAGAUUUGAUCUUAAGCCCUUUUCUGAUAUAGUUAACGAAGGCCUUCCAGAAUGGAUAGGUGUUCCUCAUAAUUAUGAUUUAAUAUUUACGUUCGGUAUGCCAUUUUUAGCUGCACCAGAGGAUUUAAGUAAAUGGGACAUCAGAGACAAGAGUAUUUCAGAAAUCAUAAUGAGAAUGUGGUCAAACUUUGCUUGGUAUACGAAUCCUACAAAUUCAGGGGUAAUUAUAGAUUGGCAACCUUUUGAAAUCGAAAAACCUGGGUAUUUGAUAAUUGACAGACAAAACUUCACAAUGAGUACUCCAGCGACUGUUAACUAUAAAGCUUUUGAAUUUUGGACAAACUUUUAUCCUAAGGUUGUCGAAAUUGGUACAAAGUGUUGCAAAGAGGCAACCGAAGAUAAUGGCGCAAAUUCUAUCAAAACAAGUAAAAUUAUAAGUGGUCUAAUAAUUUUAAAUUCUUUGUUGGUUUUUAUUUCAUAA